Kuraishia capsulata CBS 1993 is the source of this 603-nucleotide messenger RNA. RefSeq lists its product as uncharacterized. Gene Ontology annotation, cellular component: nucleus. The record is from RefSeq and is a predicted model, not a curated record. NCBI's taxonomy places the organism in Eukaryota, Fungi, Ascomycota, Pichiomycetes, Pichiales, Pichiaceae. Gene Ontology annotation, molecular function: transcription coactivator activity. Gene Ontology annotation, biological process: transcription by RNA polymerase II. The transcript has a single exon. Bases 1 to 603 code for a protein of 200 amino acids.
AUGGCAAAGGCUAAGAAAGGUAAAUCCAAGGAAGUCGAAGAGGUUGUCGAAGAAGAAGAACAAUGGGAAGAUGAUGGCCCAAAGAAGGGUGGAAAGAAGCUGCAAGACAAAGCCCAGAAGAGGGCCGAAGAGCUAGAGAAAAAGAAGCAGAGGGAAGAGCUUUUGAAAAUGGAAGAAGAAUCUACUCCUUCCAAGAAAGCAGGGAACAGCAAGAAGGCAGGUCAGAAGUACAAGGGUGGUAUUGACGAUGCUUUGAACAGCUUCGGGAGCGGUUCUAAAGGUUCAAUUGAGGCCAGUGGUAUUGAUGAUGCCCUGGGAGCUCUUUCUUUGAUUUCUAAGGAUGGUGAUGAAAUCGACAGGCAUCCAGAAAGGCGAGUCAAGGCUGCGCUCGCGGCGUUCAGUGAGAGAAGAUUGCCCGAGAUUAAGUCCGAGAACCCCGGUCUGAGAAAGCAACAACUGGAACAACUGGUUUACAAGGAAUUCCAGAAGAGCCCUGAGAAUCCAAUGAACCAGGUUUCGGCCAAGUACAAUGCCAAACAGGAGGAUGUUGAUGAGGUCAAGGCCAAGAUUAGAAAGGGCAAAGAGAUGAGAUAUCAAAAGUAG